Sphaeroforma arctica JP610 is the source of this 1242-nucleotide messenger RNA. RefSeq names its product DNA-directed RNA polymerase III subunit RPC10. Gene Ontology annotation, cellular component: RNA polymerase III complex. Gene Ontology annotation, molecular function: DNA-directed RNA polymerase activity; nucleic acid binding; zinc ion binding. Lineage: Eukaryota; Ichthyosporea; Ichthyophonida. The transcript has 3 exons. The record is from RefSeq and is a predicted model, not a curated record. Bases 102 to 437 code for a protein of 111 amino acids. Gene Ontology annotation, biological process: termination of RNA polymerase III transcription; DNA-templated transcription.
CUUGUUUAAUUGCUAUAUACUGUCGUAUCCGUUUUUCCAAUAGAUCUAUAUUAUAAAAAAGAAAGUACUGAUAUAUUCACAAGUACCUUACCACUCGGGAAAUGCUUCUGUUUUGUCCUAUCUGCUCCAAUGCGGUUGUCGUAGAAGCCGGUGAUGGCAGCUCCAAUCGUUUCGUGUGCAACACGUGUCCAUAUCAACACACCAUUGGAAGAAUCUAUGGAGCGAAGCGCUACACGAUCAUGAAGCAAAUGGACGAUGUGCUGGGUGGCGAGGAGGCUUGGGAGUUUGCGCCGGUCACAAUGACUACCUGUCCAAAGUGUCACUGUCGUGAAGCCUUUUUUCGCCAAAUGCAAACGCGGUCGGCGGACGAGCCUAUGACUACAUUCUACAAGUGCAAGAACUUCAAGGACUGUGGCAAUGUGUGGCGAGGCGAUUAAAACACAGUCGUAUUCAUGAACAUAGCACAACUGGUAGACCUUCGGUAUGCGUGUUUCAUACAGUUCUUCGGCGCUGCAGCAUCUUACGACCGUUUAUCAGGUGUAGGAACGGAAAAAGAAGUUAGCAUCUCUGGCGAUGAGACUCCGACACAGCGAUGUAAGCAGAAAAGCACCAAUGUAGGUGAUUUCGAGAUGUUAAAAGUGUAUUUAGAGUUUAUUCGGCGAUAUCCAAGGGUGUUUAGCUAGCGAUUCGAGCGAGAGAGAAAAGACGCGUGUAUAUAAUUCGAGAAGGACGGACUGUCUGUCGAGUGCACACAGCAAUAUCCCAGAAUAGUCCGCCACAAGUUCCGACUAUGCAUGAAAUGUGACAAUGGGAUGGAGAGGACUUUGGAACCCAGCAAUGCUUGUGGAACCAGUGGAAAUGUGGAAGUCCAUAUAGAUGCCUUGCCGAAACAAAGCGAUAACCCACAACAACAUCCCACAAGUGCACGAACUUCCACUGUGGUGGCGAUCAGGGACAAGGGCGAUCAGCACAAUUCUGCAGUCCCUGUCGUAAAUUAACGUUGUUGUCGAAAUCUAUCUCAAGACCACGGGCGGGGAGCAGAAUCUUGACACCCAUGACUUGUGCACAGACCUAAAUAUGUGUAUAUGUGUUUUGCGAGGGGCGAUAAAGUUGAGAACGAUGUUGUAAAAACGAUGGGUCAACGCAGCGGAUAACUGUCGCACAUUGCAUACGAUAGUGAUACGCACGUAAUAAAGGCAGCACCAAUUGGUGCACAGGCACAGUGCAAUACUAUAUAUGAAC